This is a messenger RNA of Zonotrichia albicollis (white-throated sparrow), 1223 nucleotides long. NCBI's taxonomy places the organism in Eukaryota, Metazoa, Chordata, Aves, Passeriformes, Passerellidae. The record is from RefSeq and is a predicted model, not a curated record.
GCCUCGAAGAAGCUGGUGGCAGCCACAGGGCAGCAGUGCCUGCCCCUGUGCAUGGACGUGCGGCAGCCGCAGACUAUUGCAGCCGCGGUGGAUGAGGCACUGCGGGAGUUCCAGAGGAUCGACAUCCUCAUCAAUGGUGCUGCAGGGAAUUUCCUGUGCCCAGCCAGUGCCCUGUCCUUCAAUGCCUUCAAGACAGUGAUCGACAUCGACACCCUGGGCACCUUCAACACCUCCAAGGUGCUCUUUGAGAAAUAUUUCCGGGACCACGGCGGGCUCAUCGUUAACAUCACGGCCACCCUGAGCUACCGAGGGCAGGCCCUGCAGGUGCACGCUGGGGCUGCCAAGGCUGCCAUAGAUGCCAUGACCCGUCACCUUGCCGUGGAGUGGGGACCCAACAACAUCCGUGUGAACAGCCUGGCCCCCGGCCCCAUCACGGGCACCGAGGGCUUCCGACGCCUGGGUGGGAAAUUUGCAGAGAAGUCCAACCAGCUGUCGGCGAUCCCGCUGCAGCGCGCGGGGAACAAGACGGAGAUCGCGCACAGCGCGCUCUACCUGGCCAGCCCCCUCUCGUCCUACGUCACCGGCACCACCCUGGUCGUGGACGGGGGCAGCUGGCUCACCUCCCCCAACAGCUUCUCUGCCUUGCUGGGUAUUGCCUCCUCCUCUGCUAAACUCUAGAUGUGUGGGCUGCAGGAGCAAACCAACCCCACUGAUGGACAGCCUGGGACUGACCGACGGACAGACGUGACCUGGGACACCAUGUGGGGACAUCUCCAGAGCCAGUGCCGACACCACAGCCUCUGGUGGCACUGCCAGUCCUGUGUCUGCCUGGGGGACACAGCUCUGGGGUGCUGGCUGGGGACCAAGCCCACCCUGUGCCAUUGCUGCCCUCUGAGCUGCUGGGGCCGUGACACAGAGACAGCUUGGAGGGCUGAGAUGGUCUCUGGCCCUUUGUGGCUCCCUCCAAGCUGCUCCUGUGGCCUUUGCCAAGCCCCAGCAGUGCCACCAUGGGUACCCAUCCUCUUCCUCCCCUGUCUUAGCCUGAGCACUGCACAGGAGCCCCAGCAGCAGCAGCAGCUCAUUUUUGGGAGGGGGAUUGCUCAGCCUGCCUGGGGUUGGGGUCACCCAGUGUGGGGGGCUCAGUUCUGCCUUGGCAACUCCUGGCAGGGGAAACCCUGGCAGGGGGAGGUGGCUGUGUCCCCUGAGGGGUCCUGGCUGGGACG